GGACAUAACAGGAAGAGAGAGACGGCAAAACAUUGCUUUUACGUAAGCAAAGAAGAAUUAAAUAAGACAGAUUUUUGUUUUCUUUUGUGAUUCUGUUCAUUCUAAUGGUGCUCACAUGAAACUCCAUUGAUGAGAUUGAAGAAUAGAAAGGGAGUUUAUGGAAGUGAAAGCUGAUUAAUUCAUUUUUUCUGUGAGUUAAUUUUAUAAAAUUAUCAUUUUUGAGGGUCUUCGUUAAAGGGAUGAGUUGGAGAAGAGUUGCUAAAUCUGCACAGGCUUUUAUUGCUCAUGGACUGCUUUUCUGUUUCACCCUUUUGGUCUUACUCAAACUCAAUCAUGUAGUUACCUACUCAUGGUGGACAAUUUUUUCCCCACUUUGGUUGUUUCACACAACUGUCGCACGAGGCAGGUUCUCCUUGCCAGCUCCAUCAGUACCACAUGGUCGCCAUUGGGCACCUUGCCAUGCUGUUGUUGCAACACCGUUACUGGUUGCCUUUGAAAUACUCCUUUGCGUAUAUCUGGAGGGCAUCUAUGUUUUAUGCUGGAGUAGUAAUUUUGAUGAUAACCCUGGUUGGCCAUCUAAAACAAAUUUCACGUUCUGCACACUGUACGGGUUUGCAGCUGUAAACUUGAAAAUCGUCUUUGUUCCCUUGUUGGCGUUUGAAUUGAUCAUUCUGAUUGAUAAUUUCAGAAUGUGUAGGGCUCUAAUGCCAGGAGAUGAAGAAAGCAUGAGUGACGAAGCGAUAUGGGAAACCCUUCCUCACUUUUGGGUUGCAAUCUCCAUGGUUUUCUUCGUUGCUGCAACAAUGUUCACACUUCUUAAGUUGUCCGGAGAUGUUGGUGCCUUGGGAUGGUGGGAUUUAUUCAUAAAUUUUUGCAUCGCAGAGUGCUUUGCUUUUCUUGUGUGCACAAAAUGGUCUAACCCAGUGAUCCAUGCUCAAUCUCGCAAUAGAGAACCGAGAUCGUCUUCAACAGCUGUUAGGUUUGAUCGGAAUAGUGGGUUAUUAGUUACCUUUGAGGACGACCAGUAUCAGGAUAGGAUGUGUGGAUUGCAAGACAUUGGUGGUCAUAUCAUGAAAGUUCCACUAGUUGGUUUCCAAAUCCUUCUCUGCAUGCGGCUAGAGGGAACACCACCAAGUGCCAGGCACAUCCCUCUUUCAGUUCUUUUUGGUCCAUUGUUAUUACUGCAGGGGUUAGCGGUCUUUUUUGCAUUGUUGCAAUCGGUGGAGAGAAUUUAUCUGUUGCUUAAUAGUGAAGAUGUGCAAGGAAGAUAUUUUUCCAUCUCGUCAACAGCUCGUGAUUUUUUUGGGUUCUUGCAUCGUGGUUCUAGGCUUCUCGGCUGGUGGUCCAUUGAUGAAGGAAGUCGUGAGGAACAAGCUCGACUCUACCAUUCGGAGACUGCUGGGUAUAAUACAUUUUCUCGGUGUCCUCCCGAAGCAGUGAAGAAAAUGCCAAGAAAGGAUCUAGCCGAGGAGGUCUGGAGACUGCAAGCUUCCCUCGGUGAGCAAACACAAAUCACAAAAUAUAGCCAGGAGGAGUUUGAAAGACUUCAAAAUGAAAAAGUUUUAUGUAGAAUAUGUUUCGAGGGAGAUAUAAAUAUAAUUUUGCUUCCGUGCAAGCACCGCAUUCUGUGCAGCACCUGCUCGGAGAAGUGUAAGCGAUGCCCAGUUUGUCGAGUUCCCAUUGAGGAGGGCUUGCUUGUAUAUGAUGAUGUAUAGGUUUCCUAAUAUACUGCUUUUCCUCAUUUUUCGUUUUCGCUUGAUGGUCGGGGUCCUCGCGUGAUCGAUCGUACAUAAACAACAAGAAGAAAGUUUCACCCAGGAUUGGUUUUUUUUACUCGAUCCUCAUUUGAAAUACCUUUGCAAUUGAAAGUCAGUUUGUAGAUUUGUUGCCUAAAUUUGUAGCUUGGUUCUUUCUUUGUCUUUUCUACAGUUUGGUUUCAGUGUAAAUAAACAGUAUAAUUUUAGCGAAGGAAAGAAAAGAAAGGUGUUUUAUUGGGUGUUUA
Molecule: messenger RNA, 2002 nt
Organism: Papaver somniferum (opium poppy)
Lineage: Eukaryota; Viridiplantae; Streptophyta; Magnoliopsida; Ranunculales; Papaveraceae
Exons: 14
Coding region: 240-1715 (491 amino acids)
Source: RefSeq, a predicted model, not a curated record